AUGCGCUACGCUUUUGCUUACGCUGCCCUCGUCUCCACGGCUUCGGCCCACGGAGUUGUCACCAUGAUCAAGGGUGACAACGGCGUCAUGAUGCCGGGUCUCAGCAUCGUUGAUGGUACUCCCCGUGACUGCUCCUCCAACGGCUGUGGCUCGCAGGCCGACACCUCCAUCAUCCGCAACCGUGACAUGCAACAGAACCCUCUUGGCAAGACCCAGGGCACUGGCCCCGUCGACGCCUCCGUCAAUGUGGCGCGCUUCAUGGGCAGCAGCCAGGCCGCGCCCAAGAACAAUGGAGCCUCGGGCGCCGUCGGCAAGGAGGACGACCUGUCUGGCUUGCCCGCUGGCGCGGCAAAGCGCCACGAGGAGCGCAGGCGCCAGCUUAGCAAGCUCUUUGGCGGUGGCGGCGGUGCUGCUGGCGGUCUCGGUGCCCUCCUCGGCGGCGGUGGCGGUGCUGGUGGCAACAAAAACGGCGGUGCUGCUGGCGGUCUCGGUGCCCUCCUCGGCGGCGGCGGCGGCGGUGCUGCCGGCACCAAAAGCAACGUUGCCGCCGAGACCAUGGUCGCCGACACGGCCGGCAUGGGCAACAGCCAGGGCAUGCCCACCGCGGACAGCAACGGCGUCGUCAGCAUGGUAUACCGCCAGAUCAACCAGGACGGCGCCGGCCCCCUGACGGCCAUGGUCGACGGCACCUCGGGCGGCACCGACAACAGCGCUUUCCAAAAGGCCGAGGUCACCCAGGACGUCCCCGGUCUCGGCAUCGGCGGCCUCUCACUCGCCACCAACACUGACUUCCCUCUGAAGGUUCAGAUGCCCGCCGGCAUGACCUGCGAGGGCACCGUCGGCGGCGUCAAGAACGUCUGCAUCGUCCGCGUCCGCAACAGCGCCGCUGCAGGCCCCUUUGGCGGCUCCGCUGCCUUUACCCAAAACGCCACAGCCCGUAAGCGCGCCAUCGCCUACCGCCUCAAGAAGCGCAUGGAGAUUGCCCGCGAGGCCGUUCCCGAGCCCGACUACACCGAGGCUGACGAGGAGGAGGAGAUUGAUGAUGAGCACUUGGAUUAG
Molecule: messenger RNA, 1059 nt
Organism: Beauveria bassiana ARSEF 2860
Lineage: Eukaryota; Fungi; Ascomycota; Sordariomycetes; Hypocreales; Cordycipitaceae
Product: cell surface protein
Exons: 2
Coding region: 1-1059 (352 amino acids)
Source: RefSeq, a predicted model, not a curated record